This is a messenger RNA of Pectinophora gossypiella (pink bollworm), 2239 nucleotides long. RefSeq names its product signal recognition particle subunit SRP68 (gene Srp68). The record is from RefSeq and is a predicted model, not a curated record. Lineage: Eukaryota; Metazoa; Arthropoda; Insecta; Lepidoptera; Gelechiidae. The transcript has 7 exons. Gene Ontology annotation, molecular function: signal recognition particle binding; endoplasmic reticulum signal sequence receptor activity; 7S RNA binding. Gene Ontology annotation, cellular component: signal recognition particle, endoplasmic reticulum targeting. The coding region runs from base 111 to 1910 and encodes 599 amino acids. Gene Ontology annotation, biological process: SRP-dependent cotranslational protein targeting to membrane.
GUGACAUGACGUUUCGUAUCUGAGAACGACUCCGUGUACAAUUUUAUAAUUUCAUGAAAAAAUAUUAAGAAUAAAGUGAAAGUUACACAUCUGUGUAUCUCAUUUAAAAUAUGGUUGUGCUAGAAGGUGAGGCCGGAGACGGCAAGCAAAUACCCACCGAAGAAGCUGAGAAAGAUGAAGCGAAACCUCCGACUCUGUUAUCUUUAGAAAUUUUCCGAAUCACGAAGGACGCCCAACAGCAGCAUGGUCUGCGUCAUGGCGACUACCAGCGCUAUCGCGGAUACUGCUCGCGUCGUUUGCGCCGCCUGCGAAAAGUGCUUAAAAUCCCACAGGGCGACCGACGUCACUACCGGCGGCGCGACGUGACAACCGUCCACUUGACAGGCACCACAGCCGAGAGCCGCCUGCUAUGUGUGCCGCUGCUUCAAGCCGAGCGCGCCUGGGCUUUCGCCAUGCAGUUGCGACAGGAAGCCAACACUGAACCUCGGAAGAAGUUCCAUUUAAUCUCCCGGCUCAAGAAGGCGUACGCUCACGCGCAGACGUUGUUGCAAUUGGCUGAGCAAAGCGGCGUGUGCGACGCGCGCACGCAGCUGGAGGCGGGCGCGUACGCGGCGUGGCUGGGCGGCGCGCUGCUGCUGGAGCUGCAGCAGUGGCGCGCCGCCGCCGACAGCCUGCAGCGGGCGCAGCUCGUGCUCGACAAGCUGUGCGCCGCGCUGCCGCAAGACGAGCGCACGCUCUACAAGCAGAAGGUGGAAGAGUUGAAGCCGAGCCUGCGCUACUGCGCGUACAACAUCGGCGAUCAGUCGGCGGCGGGCGACCUCGUGGCCAUGCGCGGGCAGGGACUCAUCGAGAACCUCGACACGCUCAUGGCGCAGGCCAAGGAGUCCCGUUCAGGCGUGAUGCGCGAGGUAGAGUGGCGCGGUCGGCGAGUGACGGCGCGGCCCGAGAAGGUGCGCCUGUUCCUCAUCACGCUGCAAGACUUGGACAAGUCCGUGGCCGACGCCGCCACCGCCCAAGCCAAGAUCGACAUCUUAGAGAACAUCCUCAUGGAUUGUAAAGACGCCAUCUCUGCUCUGAAAGACGAAAUGAAGAAUGAUCCCAAGCUCAAAACCGCUUCGGAAACUCAAAUAUCGGGAGUCAACUAUCUUCUCUCCUACUUGAUGUACCUACGCCUGAUGCGUACUAUUGAGAGGAAUAACUUGCUAGUGCAGCAAGCAGAGGAGGCAAGGAGGAAUAAUCAGCAGAUAGAUGGCAAGAAGGUCCGGCCGCACGACCUCACGCGCCUCUAUGAGAUCAUCCUGCAGAACUAUACAGAGCUUCAACAGCUGCCCGGAUUCGAGGACGACGCCGCGUACCAGAAGGAGAUCGAGACUCAGAUGACGGCGUACCGCGCCUUCCGCUGCUACUACAUCGCGCAGGUCCUCACCGGGCUGCGUCGCUUCCGCGAGGCUCUCGCCAUGCUGGAACGUUGCAGUGCAUACACCGCCGAGUCCAUCGCCAGCAAGCUCGACGACAAACAACUCGUGGAGAAGCUCAACGUGCUGAAGAAAGACAUAGAGAGCUGCAAGUUUGAAGUGCACGCCGAUUCUGUUCUAGAAGAUGACGAGGAAGAUGAAGAGACCAAGUACACUUCUAGCGGGAAGCCGUACAAGGAUAAAAAGCCAUUGGUGGAGCGUUUGGACGAGUACAGGGAGGACACACAAGUCCUGACCAAAAACCCCAAUUUGUACAAGAUCCCGCCGCCAAUGGAAGCUAUUCCCUGCAAGCCGUUGUUCUUCGACCUGGCGUGCAACUUCGUAGAGUUCCCCAGCUUGGAUGAUAAGACAGGUGCUGCAGACAGCAAGAAGGGAGGCGCUGGUAUAACAGGGCUCGUCAAGGGCUUCCUCGGCUGGGGCAAGAGCGACAAGUAAUUGGCGCGGUCUGCACGGGUUUGAAGUAUAUCGCAGGCUUCGACAAAGGACCAGAUGCCACCAAUGCGGAGCUGUGUAUGACGCACACCACGUGUCAAUAACGAUAUUCUAUUGGUUGUUUAUACACAGCUCGGCAUUGGUGGAGUCCGAGUGUUAUAACCGUACGACGUUUAUCUAUGUAAAUAGCAUUCGUUCCGUCUAUUGGUCGAAACGCUCGGUUACCGCGCCGUGCGCGAUAGCAAACCCGUGAAACGGCCGUAGCUCUCCAUACAUUUAUAUGUUUUAAAGGGAUUUUGUUUAUAUCAGGAAAUAUAUGUAUCUAUAUAUUA